AUGAACGAUGGAGAAUCCCUUCCCAUUAACGACCAUAGUACCAACUGCGCUCGAGCUGGCGCAGGAUACUCGAUCAAUUACAUGGUUGACCAAGCCGAUGUCACCAUCAAAGACCCGACGGGAGCGCUUCAGACCUAUGUGGAUACCAAAACUGCAAGCGGAAAGCCGAUGGAUGUGUUUCUCAAAGCCACCCUCUUUGACGAACAGACCGCGCCUUUCAUGGAGCUGUAUACAGCUUCUCGAAGCAACUGGCAGCCUGCCGUUGUUGGAACCAUUCAGAAGUAA
This is a messenger RNA of Clonostachys solani, 285 nucleotides long. The record is from the annotation of a GenBank genome assembly. Lineage: Eukaryota; Fungi; Ascomycota; Sordariomycetes; Hypocreales; Bionectriaceae.